AUAAUAAUAAUUAAACAAUAUUAUUUACUUGACAAAUUAACAAAUAUCGCUAGUAACCAUUAUUUAUAUAACUUUCGUUCCGUCUUUCCUUUACGUGUUUUAUUUUAUUAUUAAUUUCAAAUGUCUUUUAUUGGGUUUUUCAAAUUAUAAAAAAGUAGACGCCAGUACUGAACAUUUCUGGUGUUACAUUUUUAUAGACUUUCUGCCCCAACACUUGGGUAUAAUUAUUUCAAAUUACACAUCACUACCUAAGUUUAUAGAUUGAUAUUUCUAUUGAUGAUGAAAGGAGAGAGAGAGAGAGAGAGAGAGAGAGAGAGAGAGAGAGAGAGAGAGAGAGAGAGAGAGAGAGAGAGAGAGAGAGAGAGAGAGCAUAUAUAUUAUUAUUCAAAAUAGCAUAUACACUUAGUGACAUAAUGCUAAGAGUAAAUCAGCAAUACCUGUUAUUUAUAUGAAGUUCGAAACCAAUUAGUCAAUUUCAGUAUAAAAGAAAGAACCAUUAAGUUUUAAUAGUUAUUUUUACUUAACCAAUAACGCAUAUUUAGAUACCGUAUAACCGGAAACAUUUCGAGGUUUUUCAUUUUCGAGGUUUGGUAAAUUUGAAAUGGGCGUGUUUUUAUUUUCAUGUUUUAGCAAAUCUGGUUUGCGAAAAUUUUGUUAUUGUUGUUAAUUAAAAGUUUAACAUCGGCUUCGAGUGCUUAAAAUCGCCGGAGCAUAACGUGAAACUCAAUUGCAAGUGGAUAAGGCGGUAUCCUAUUGGCGAGACAACUGAUGACAAGACGUUUAUUUAAAGCCAAUUACGAUUGGUGUGAGAAGUGUUCUAAGUCAGACAGUGUGGUGUUUGAUGUUUAAUCUGAGCUCGACAUGUUUAUUCAUACUCGUAUACAGUAAGCUGGCUCAGUCUACUCUCUUGUAGUUUCCUGUGGUCUGCGGUGCUCUGCACAUGGCAGGAAAUAUCAGGAAAUAAAGUAUUUCGAUGCAACAGCAGUAGAAGUAAAACCUCAAGAUGGCGCAACAGCAGCAGAAGUAAAACCUCAAGAUGGCGCAACAGCAGUAGAAGUAAAACCUCAAGAUGGCAACGUGAGGACAAGAACUGCAGAUGAUGGUAGUACUGGCCAAGAAAAUGCACAGUUGAAAACUCAAAAUGAGAACUUGAUGAAACAUCUAGCAGAGAAAACUGAGACAAUUAAGCAGUUGCUGGCAGGAGAGAAGAAGCUUAAAGAAGAUUUAAAUAAAACCAAAAAUAAAAAUAGACAAUUGGAGCAUAGUUUGGCACAACGAGAUUCAGACAUUAAUUAUUCACAGACAGACAACAAGGAACUGAAGAAACAGUUAGCUGAACAAGAUGAACACAUUAAGCUAUUGGAGUCGGAACAAGAAAGUUUUGUUAAUGGGUUAGAUCUAAAAUUUGUCCCAAAGAAAAUACAUGAAGAUAAUAAGGUGCUGAAGAAAUGUCUUGCUCAGCAAACUUGCAAGAUUGAAGACUUGACCGCAGAAAAAGAUAAUCUUGACCAACAGUUAAACAUAACUCAGGAUAAGCUGAUGCAGGCGGGGAAGGAGAAUGAGGAAGCAAGGAAGUCUUUUGAUGAAAAAAAUGAAAAAGUUCAACAGUUGCAGAGAUCUGUCGAGGAUCUUAACGGUCGUUUAAGUGCAGCACAGAAUGAUAUGGCACAGCUACGAAGGGAAAAUGAAGACUUGAUGAAUCAGCUGAAGCAAACCAAACAAGCGCUACAGGAAACGGAAUCGGCUAAUGAGGAAUAUCAGAAUGAACUGGGAGAGAGAAAGAAAACCAUUGAUGAACUGAACUGUCAGAUGGCAGAUGCCAUGAAGAAUUAUUUAAAGGAAAAGAAUAUUAGAGAAACAGCUGUGAGGAGUACAUUAGUACAUUUGAAAGAAAAACAAGAUUUACACAAAACCUUGGAAUCAAAGUUAGCAGAGAUUGGAAAACUAGAAGAAAAACUGAAAGAAGCUAAUCAACGGAUUAAAGAUCAGGAGUCAAAAGGUGAACUCAUGAAGCAAGACAUUGCGAAGAAACAAAAAGAAAUUGAAAAUUCCAAAGGAAAACUGACUGAAGCUGAGAAACAAAUAAAAACACUGGAGUCAGAGUGUAAAAAGCUGAAGCUGAACAUUGAUGAAAAAGAAAAAGAAAUUAGAACCAUCAAAGAGAAAGUGAGUGAAGCUGAAAAACAAAUAAAAAGACUCGAGUCACACUGCAAAGACAUGAAGGAUGACAUUGCAAACAAAGAAAAAGACCUUGGACAGACAAAAGCCUAUCUCAAGGAGACGGAGACUGUGUCUGUUCAAGCGCAGGUUCGUGAAAACCAAACUCGGGCUAUCUUAGAUCAGGUCUGCAGGGAACUUGCACAAUUACAAAGUGUGCAAGCCAUGCAUGAUGCACAGCUCAGUUCUGUGAGAGCCAAUUUCGAGUCUGAACUGUCAGAAAGGCAAUCAAGAAUUCAAGGACUGGAAUCUGAGUUAGCCGUGGUAACAGACCAGAAAGACCACUUGUUAGCGGAGCUGGAUAAAGCAAUACAGGCUUUGUCAUUUGGUGCUAAGGCAGGCACAUCAUUUCAGGACAGAAUUGGACUUUUGUAUCAAAUCACAGCAUUAAGGAAGGAGUUGAAAGCUGUAAAAGAUGAAAAUCGUUAUCUCAAAAGACGGACUAAUUUACAAAACAGCUAUGAAGAUGAAGACGUAUCCCAGUUAUCACCAAGUCCUUAAAGGAUACUCCACAUUUAUCAUCAAUGUUACAUAAUAAAAAGGAAGUCUUUGUGUUGAACUCUUUGGGUAACAGUCUUCCUUCUGCUAAUGCUUAACAAUACAUUGUUUUAUAAUAUAAUGAAGUAAACAAAACAACCUAGCAUGCUUUUAACUUGCCCCUUCGCUCACCGUACCUUAGCUCACCUCUGUCCGCAUUGUGUUGUCAGCGUAUGAAGCUAUGGUCCUGCCCAGUGGUGAAGCAUUCACCUCAUGUGUGGUCAGUCUAGGAUCGAUCCCCGUCAGUGGGCCGUUGAGCUAUUUUCUUAUUUCAGCCAGUACACCGUGACUGAUUUAUCAAAGGUUGUGGUAUGUGUUAUCCUGUCUGUGGGAUGGUGCAUAUAAAAAAUCCCUUGUGAC
This is a messenger RNA of Gigantopelta aegis, 3114 nucleotides long. RefSeq names its product golgin subfamily A member 6-like protein 6. The transcript is spliced from 12 exons. The coding region runs from base 1153 to 2718 and encodes 521 amino acids. Lineage: Eukaryota; Metazoa; Mollusca; Gastropoda; Neomphalida; Peltospiridae. The record is from RefSeq and is a predicted model, not a curated record.